Rhizopus microsporus ATCC 52813 is the source of this 354-nucleotide messenger RNA. RefSeq lists its product as uncharacterized. The record is from RefSeq and is a predicted model, not a curated record. The transcript has 2 exons. Lineage: Eukaryota; Fungi; Mucoromycota; Mucoromycetes; Mucorales; Rhizopodaceae. The coding region runs from base 1 to 354 and encodes 117 amino acids.
AUGGACUCUUUUAUUCGCAAAGAUGGAAAAGAAAACAUACUAGAUGGCCACGGAAAUGAAGUUUUUACGGUCGAUAUGGAAGUAGAUGACGAAGCUUACCCGCUUGAAUAUGUAACAAACUUUAACCAAUAUCUCGAUGUAAAAUCACCUGAGAAAAGAGAACAACAGAAAGAAGAAAAGCUACUCGAUAAGUCUAAGACUAAUAAUCAAUCGUUCGAAAAUGAGACAACCGCUCAAAGCUGGUGUAAAAAAGAAAGUCAAAAUCCGGACGAAGUGAUCGAAAGACGAAAGGGAAGUGGCAAGCAUGUGGGAAGACUGCUGAUCUUGAAAGUAGAACAUGAGCAGUUCUUGUAA